AAUUGGACCGCGUGCGUCCUACUGGUAUCAUUCGCAAGUGACCAGGACACGAACGGUUGGUCGUGUUCUAUUCAAUAUGUUAGCAAAUUGAUGCGGAGAAAUAGAAUGAGAGCUGUGACCGACAAGUGGCCUUGAACAACAGCCGUUGCUCGAUCGAGAGCCAUAUCCAGCCAUUACCGCUAGUUGACGGAGAAUUCUGAAUUUCCACUAAUCAUGUGGAACCAAGUGGCUCCGGACCGGCCUGGCUCAUACGGACGAGGAGGGCGAUGGCGAAUGCGAUCAACAGCGUAAAGACCGCCGGAUCUGCGACUAGACCAACUGCCUGCGCAUGCAAACACACACGACAAAACGAUUCCGCGAACGUUAAGAACGCCAAAUGAGGGAAUGGCGGAUAUUUGAAUGUGCAGAAACUGGAGAGCUGUGUCGGAACACAGCUCGUUCCUUGCGGCGUUUUCUGCUGUGCUGAAAGCUGAUAUCGAGUUGACUCAGCCAACGACUCCGGCGAGAGAUGGAAACUCGCUCACCAUCAAUCCUGACUCUUCAAGAGCCCCUUCGUCGAUCAAUCAUCGUUGCAAACCAGGGCGGGUGGACCGUUGAUUGAUCGUCGUUUGGGAGUGCAAAGCCUCUGCUUAGGGCUCGCCCCGUCCAUCCCCGGCGACCAGGGAAGGUCAUUGGAGCAGCUCGAGAUCGUCUCGAGAUUUGAGUGGAAGCAUAUCCCAUCGCGGAUGUCGGCACCCGUGAUUCUGUCGAGCCUUGGGACCUUCGAAUUCAUUCUACCACCAGCUUUCCCAGUCUUCAUCCGUCCUGUGGAGCACCCAGAACCCAAACUCAUCCACGCUAGCGACGGUACCAGUGAACGACGCGGCUUCGAUAGCAAAGGACUGGCGGAUCCAAUGCAGAUUUGCGAUCCCAUCUGCAAAUCACGCAACCACCGUCUCAACAGAAGGCGUCAUGCAGCAAGGGAAGCGGUACACUCGGUUCUUCGUCAUCGUUUAGAGGCGAGCAGUCUCGACCACCUGAUCGAAAUCAGCACUCGGUGCGGGCCCCGGCUCGAUGCUAUGCCCUCGUCGAACUCCUUCAGCCAAAUGCUGCUGAUUCUGCUAUUGCUCUGGGUUCUUUCAAAGCCAACUGGGCCAAGUGGGAAAACCAAAAGUUCUCGUUUCGUCAAACAACGGCUAGCGGCAGACCCGGAUGUUGAUCGGGAGGGAUGGUGGCUGCGAGACCGAAGCAACAGAAAUCAGAGAGGGGCAGCUGAGGGCAAAGGUGUCUACGGAAGGUCUUUUGCCGUGCUACAUGUCCCCUUCCGAGGCAGCGACAUCUGUGGACCGGGUGUUGUGCCUUGAUAAGUCAAUAACCAGACUGCCGUGGUUAUUCUUCACUGUUCAGUGCCACACGUGAUGGAAUAAGCGGAGAAUUGCCCAUUCGAACACCCCACGAGCUUGCGAGGAUGAGGGUCGAGCCCUAUUCGCGAAGAGAGGAUCAUGGUAGGGCAACACAAACCACAAUAAGGCAUGCAUAUGUACUCAUUCCAGUUACAACACAAACACCCACCGCCUUCCUCCUUCUCCGUUUCUAUCUACCUCUCUCGAUCUGACCCCCAAAGAUAACAAACGGCCGCGUUCUUUUGUAUCAUCACUCACAAGACCGUGUCUGCUUAUGAUGUCAUAAGCGUCCCGUAACGGGGGCAAGCACUGGCCUUCCCCCAAACUGCCGGUGGGGGUCCACCAGAGGCAUCGCGGAGACAACCGUCGCAUAUCAAUAAUCGAUCAUCGUCGAACCCCUCAAGUCAUGAACUUGGUUCGCACACGGUAGCAUCGUUCCCCGUCCGGAAACCGGCAGCACGCCGGGUGUACCACCCCGAUCCACCAGUUGACCGCUCCGACUGGGCAAUGUGGGUCGGAAACGUGCCGAAGCACGCCGAUGAAACCGAUCUCCAGACGUUUUUCACGCAAUCUGAAGACCACGGCGUCGUCUCGAUAUUUUUACUGUCCAAGUCCAGCUGUGCAUUCGUGAACUUUGCGAGCGAGGCGCACUUGAUCGCAGCGAUCCAGCAAUAUGACGGCAGGCAUCUCCGCCCUGAAUGGUCGAUGGGGCCCGCACUGGUCUGUCGGGUUCGCACUCUCAAUGACGAUCUUUGGACUGGAGUCGGUGGGCAGCGAGGAAUGGGACUCCAUCGGCAGUGGAUCAAGGAUCAUGCAGGGCCUCCAAAUCCAGCACUGGAUGUCUCGGACAGCCAUUCGCCGAGCUCAGCUUCAGACGGGUCAACAACUUCGAGCUUCUUCGAGACACACUUUCCGCGGCGCUUUUUCGUGCUCAAGUGUCAGACGAGGGAAGAACUAGAUCGCUGUGCUAUGGACGGCGUUUGGUACAUCCAGAAGCACAAUCAGGUCGUGCUUGACCAAUCGUUCCGUACUUCCCAAGAGACGAUCCUGUUCUUCAGCAUGAACAAAAGCGGCCAGUUCUACGGUUAUGCCAAAAUGAUCAGCCCGGUGACUUCCAUUGGAUCUGAUCCCCUGCCACAUGGCAUGGAUGCGGGCGAUGCAUCGCCGAACCUGGUUGUGCGAGUCGCAUCGCCAUAUUCGUUCCAGUCAGGUGCCACCCAGUCGGCACCCAGUGUUCUGAGUUGCCGGGUCUCUGACUCUGGAGAAUUCGAUCACGCCGGAGCCCGCCAGCAUCGAUCCCUUAGCUUCAGCCGACUACCUUGGCUGACGUCGCAGCACUCUGGGCCUGAUCCCCAGCUCGAGCCAGAACUGGUGGACAACGUUUCGGGGCCCAGUGAAGGGCAGCCGCGGCUGGCGUCUGGUUUUAGCGGCCAAUUCAGCGUCGAAUGGCUAUGCCGCGAGCCUUUGCCCUUCAAACGGACGCGCGGCAUCGUCAACGGGUGGAACCGGGGUCGUGAAGUCAAAAUCUCGAGGGACGGAACCGAACUCGAGCCGAGUGCUGGAUCGGCGUUGAUAGCGGCCUGGCAAUCGUGGCUGACCGAGCCUAAUCGCCACCGCCAGCUGUAAAUGUCUCUGAUUUUUUGUUAUCUGCCUCUUGCGUAGAUCAGAUGGAUGAAUCUUGCAAGGAGCUCGGGCUUAACUUACAUUUCUCCCAAUCUCUGGAUGGUUGCGAUACCCGUGUUCUAUCCUUUGUACUACUUGCGUCUUUCAGUAGUUACAAUCUCUGUAUUCUCCUCUACAUAUCAGGUCUCUUGAUUCAUUAUACCCAAGUACCGUGAGAACUGGACUGUCUUGCCCUGCCUUCCUCUACGAACACCUGAGCUCCAUCCACUGUUCGCCACCAUCGAUGGUUCAGCCUGUUUGCGUGCGGACUGCUCCAAUGAGAUUGCGAGAAUCGUGAAGUACAUACAUAGUAGCUGGGCAUUGUACGGUCAUAGCGGAUGACUUAGUGUACAUAUCGGUGAGAUGGUUACAGAAGGCUUAUGACGUUUAUCCAUAGCGAAAGAGAGAGAAAGAGAGAUAAGAGAUCGGAAUCAAUGGCUCAGCUCGACAUAUAUUGGAGCCCAUGUUCAGGAGCACAUUUUUUGUGGACAGAUCAAGACCUGGCUCGUGGCGCUUGGAUGAGCGUUGCGCGCUGGGCUUUCCAGAUGUCCAGCACAGCCUGGCCCGCUUCAGGCUCGAUCUCCAUCCCAUCGCGCGAGAUCUUCACCUCCCGGUCCUGGUUCCACGGAUUGUGGAUAUGUUUUGUGCGCGAGAAGCGCAUCCGGUCGACACACAUCCAGUGCAGAGGAAAGUCGAACUCGGGCUCUGCUUCGAUCUCGUCGAGCAGGGCAGGGGGGAGGAAGGUUUCUGGGGGAGGGAGAUCUUGGGAGGAAGGCGAUUGUGCACCGAGUGCGGUGUGCGGAAAAGACUCGUGUCGUUGGCCAGGUACUCCACGAGGAGUUAUGGGUCCCGUCAUCCUUGGAUUCGUCUCAGUAAUCGCCAGCGACCUCAUGUUCCGACAUACCGCGCGUACCCGUAGAACUCUCCGCUCUUGUUGACACUGAAAAAGAGGAACACGUCUUCAGAUGUGCGAAACGCACGAUCGAGAACCUCUGCGUUAUGUCGCUGGGCAUUCCAGAGACCGGUAUCGACGCUCGAGUCGAGAUCAUCCUAUAAGAAGGUGAGGGGAGAAGACAACCGCAGCAACACUGAUGCGGACCUGUUUGUACGACUUUAGCAUGAAGAACCGCUGUGGGAAGUUCUCUUGAAGCAGACUUGACGUGGUCGACGCAUUGGAGAUGGUGUCCGAGUUGUCCUCGGUCGCGCUGGCCUGAUUCCUCGCCCUCCUCUCCUUCACCCAAGUGGAAUGCAGACCCACUCCCCGCUGCCCGCCGACUCCUGUGAAGAGGUCGUGCUCUUCCAUGCGUGCACGGCAGAUGAGCGGCUUUGUCGCAUUACGCUUUCCCACGACCGCGGUUUGUUGGGGAAACGUCCGGAGUGACACCCCGUUGAAGCUAGCAAUUGCGAUCGUGAGUGCGCUUUCGGAGUUGUAGUUGACGAAUGCGCAGUUGGAGCGAGGGAGCACGAAAAUGGACUGGACGCCAUGAGCGAGGGCCCCGGCACCGUCCCCCAGCGGCUGGGUAAAGAAUCGAUGAAGCUCGUCUUGGUCUGCGUCCUUUGGGACGUUGCCCACCCACAUCGCCCACUGGGACCGCUGUGUUGGAGCUGCUGGGUGAUAUGAUCGUCGGACAGGUUGCGAGGAGAUCGGAGCGCGCGGAGGAAACGGUCGUUGCAUAGCGGUACCGGCGUGUGUUAGUGGCGGAAGGGGCAGGUGUUCAUUCGAGAAGCCAGAACGGUCGGUACUUUCAUGAACACCCGGGUCAAUCUCUCGAGGGACGAAUUAGAUUUCUCAUAUCAAGUCAAUGACAUAACGCACAGAGAAGGGUUCUCGAGCCCCGCACUUCAGAUCCAAUGGAUCCAAGACUCUGGGAGCAGGAGUCGAAGUCGAAGUUGAGCGCUUA
This is a messenger RNA of Mycena citricolor, 4945 nucleotides long. The record is from the annotation of a GenBank genome assembly. NCBI's taxonomy places the organism in Eukaryota, Fungi, Basidiomycota, Agaricomycetes, Agaricales, Mycenaceae.